This is a messenger RNA of Amyelois transitella, 6003 nucleotides long. RefSeq names its product synaptic vesicle glycoprotein 2C. Lineage: Eukaryota; Metazoa; Arthropoda; Insecta; Lepidoptera; Pyralidae. The transcript has 14 exons. Gene Ontology annotation, molecular function: transmembrane transporter activity. The record is from RefSeq and is a predicted model, not a curated record. Gene Ontology annotation, biological process: transmembrane transport. The coding region runs from base 314 to 2254 and encodes 646 amino acids.
CUUGCUUGUUUUAAAGUGACUAGUCUCAGGAAAGAGAAGUCAAUUACAUUGAGAUUAUUUUAAAUGCUUUAUAUUAUUUUUCAGUAACUCCCAUUCGUUCAUCCAGCCAGAUGUCACUUAUCAGUCUAAUUAGUGUGUGAGGCGUGUUUUCAUUGUUUUAGAUUUUAUUUUACGUCUAUUAUAAUAAUACGCGUAAUAAAAACUAGUCCGGGACAGGGAUAAAUAAUAAUUUAAUCUGAUUUCUGCUUGUAACUUAAAGAUUGGGAUCAAAACAUGCUUUUUCCCAGUAACCAUAGAGUAGAGCUAAGCAAACAUGGCGGAGGAGCAGGCGUGCCUUGUGCGCACGCGCUCCGACUCUGAAACCUCCUCGAAACUCAGCUUCGGAGCUAUACCUCGCACGAUGACAUACACUGAACAUAGAGUUGGCCCAGAGGGCAGCGGCGAGCCCAACAACUCAACAAACAUGGCGGCCAGCCCCCCCGAACACAACGCGGACGGCAGCAACGAGAGCGGGGAACUGUUGGACUACAACGACGCUAGUGUGCUGGAGCAGUUCCAUGAAGAUGCACUGAGACAGGCGGGGUGCGGUUUGUCCCAAGCCCGCGUGGUGCUCGCCUGCGGCCUGGCUAUGAUGGGCGCCUCUCUGGAGCUGGCAGCCAUCCCGUUCAUACUGCCAUCGGCUGAGAUGGAACUGUGCAUACUUCCCCACGAGAAGAACUGGCUUGUGCUAAUAAGCCUGGUGGGAGUAUCGCUUGGUUCUGUCGGCUGGGGCGUUCUCUCUGAGCGGCUUGGACGACGUAGAACUCUGCUGUCGUGUCUCGCUGUCAACGCAGUGUUCGCCGCUAUAGCCGCCUUUAUGCCCACUUACGGCACUUUCAUGAUGGCCAGAUUCUGCUCAGCCAUUGGCUCCGGCGGCAUAGUGCCAACCACUUACACCUACACGGCCGAGACUAGCGGCAAACCGCGGCGCCACCUGGCCCUGGCGAUGGUGUUGCUGUGCGGCGGCGCGGGCGCCUGCCUCGCGCACGCUUUAGCGAACGCUGUGCUCCCGCUGACUGGCGCCAGCACACUGAUUGAGAACAAGGAGCAUUUCAGCGCGUGGCAUAGGUAUUUACUACUAUGCACGUUGCCCAUCCUGGCUUCCCUCGUCAGCCUGAUAUGGACGCAGGAGUCGCCGAGGUUCCUGUUGGACGUCGGGAGGGAGGUGGACGCCAUGAUGGUGUAUCAGAGCAUCCACAGCGGCAACCAAUUCCAAUUAUGUGGUAAACGCGCCUCCGCCGAGCCCUACAGGGCUUCGGAGCUCGCCCUUCCCGGCAAGAGGCGGCCGCCCGCGCUACACCACGUCAGGCACAGCGUCAAAAUGUUUUGGCAGUCGUUUUUCCAACUGUUCUCGAACCCUUACAGAAAUACCACGCUCACUUUAGGCGGUGUCAUGUUAUUCACCUUAGCUAUACAGUUCUACCUGUCAUCCUACGUGCCGUCAACGGUUCUCAACAUGGAGCACGCCGAAUUCGAAGCUUCGAAAGUUAUAAUCUACAGCACCACACUGACGAACGAACAUUACAAUCGUACGCUGGAGAACGUGGAGUUCAACAAUGUCACGUUUAAGAGUUGCGCGUUCAGGGACGCGUUGAUGUCUCACGUCGCGUUCAAGAACUGUUCGUUCGAGAGCGUUGCGUUUUUGAACAUAAAAACCUCGUACACGACGUUUGAAGGAUGCUACUUCUAUAAUACCACCAUCAUCGACACGGACAUGGAGCUGGGCCGGGAGCUGGACGCGCGGUGCGUGCUGAACGCGAGCACCAUCCGCGGCAUGCAGGCGGGCUGCGCGCGGCGCGCCGACCUGCGCGCGCGCCUGCGCGGGCUGCUGGCCGAGCACGCCGCCGCCGCGCGCGCCGCGCUGCUGGCCGCCGCCGCCGCCGCGCUGCCCCCCAAACUCAGGCCUUUGACUCCACAAUGCGCCGCACUCAUCAUUCUAUCGCCGGCCGUAUACUUCGCCAGAACAGAACACAUCCUGUAUAUACUGGAAGCUGCGUACAGGAUGUUCCUGACGCUCAUCUUCUUCACUGUGGGCGUCAACGUGGUGGACUCGUACCCAGCCAAUUUGAGGUGCACAGCACACGGUCUGAUACUGUCGGUAGCUUACAUGGGAGCGGCAGUCGUGCGCGGAGCAGGGAACGCCGGCCCCGCCGCCAGCUGCCUGCUCUGUGCAUUGCUGUCUGUGGCCGCCACGGUGUUGGCUAUACGGAGAUAAUUAUUAACGGUGAAAUCACAGCGACGAUCCCAACACGCGACAGACUUGCCAUUUGUACGUAUACCAAAGCUAUUGACUGAUUGGUCAAAUAAUUGUAUGAUUCGAUACUCAGAAAUAAAUUAAAAAAAAAAACAUAUCUAGUGUAUGCAAGGUCAACACAAAUAUUUUAAGGUUAUUGGAUACUGAACGACUAUUUUUGUUAAUGGAACAAUAUUGAACAUUGAAUUUCUCGCCAUUUUAAUACUGUUUCUCAGUGUUUCUCGCCAAUCCGGUUCUGGAAUUUAGUGGGUCUCGUCUUUUCAUUACUGUCACUAAGUAAUUCCCGCCAUUUUAAGUACUUUUAUAAUGGUUUGUGGUACCAUUUUGGUACAGUAAUUUAGUAUUUCUUCAAGGCAACGGUCACCAAACCUAGAGUGUUCUAGGUGAAUUCUGUAUCAUUUACUAUUUAACUAAUUUAUAUAUAUAUUAGGGGACAUAAUUUUUCAAUUCAAUUAAUUCACAUUUGCCUUCCGUACCGCUGAAUUUAAGUUUGACAAUACACAGAGAGUUAUGUAUUUAAUUUAAGAAGAUUUUUUGGUAUCUUUAUUUUUUAUUUUACCGACUUAAAAAAAGGAGGAAGUUGAUUAGAGGAGGUGGUACGCUUUUAGCAAAAGCUAUAUUAUUCACUUUGUUAGUUGAAGAAUGUUUUAAUAGGAAUCAACAGCACUUGAAACAUCACAAAUAGGUAAUUACAAAACCUGACCCCAGAUUCUUAUUUCAUAGGUUUAACUUUAACCUGAUAGCGGAGAAACUUAACUUCAAUUGAAUCUAACCUUAAAUUAUUUGUUCCUAAUUUGAGCUGACCUUGUAAUAUAUUGCAGAUUUUUGUAACUAAAAUGUUAUAUAUGACAAUCUACUAUUUGUUUUUAAUAUUAAUACAUGCAUAAAAUUAUAAAUUAAUUAUAAUGGAAACUGCAAUAAAAAGUAAUCAAUUUUUUAAUGGAAAAUUACGAGUAGAUUAAACAAAAUAAACAAAUAUAUUCCCAGUAAUAACAAAAAAGGCUGUAACAAAAGCGAUAAUACAUUUGUCUAAAUGUAGAUCAGAAGGCUGAACAUAUCUGAAGGAAAGACAAAACGGUUGUUAUUAUAAUAAUUGUAUGUUAUUUGUAAAGAAAAAAAAUAGGUGUUUAACAUAGAUGUGACGUUUUUGUAUGACUUGUAGUGCCAUUCCAAAUAUAUGUCGUACAAGGGUUUUGAACUCUUUUGGGAAAAAAACAUACUUACAUAUAUGUAUAUGUAAUCACGUCUUUAUCCCUUACAGAAUAAGUCUUGCUGAAAAUUCACGUUAAAUUUUAGGGCCUUAACCUGCCUACCCUCAUGAGGAACAGGCGUGAUUGUAUGUAAGUAUAUUGUCAUCUACAAAAACUUCGAAUGUUCUAGAAUUUCGCAAUGUUUUCAAAAGAGUUUAAAACCCACAAUAUCCCAGUAAUAUUAUGAAUAUAGGACUAUCCGAUCGAACCUACGUAAAAAUCUAUACAUAAUUGUAACCGGACUUCACUAAGGUUGUAAAUAAAUUAGACGUGAUUUUCAAUUUACUAGCGGUAUGACUGAUAUUUCUGGUCGAGUGAUAUUUCUCUUGACAAUUACGAUGUACAUUUAGAAAAGUAUUUAUUGUGUUGAUCCUACGAUCAACUAUCAUAGAUGAGAGCAAAAAACAAAUGAAAUAACAUCAGCAAUUUUAUUUGAAAAAUAUAUAAGAGUACCAUUCAAAAAUGGAUCGUAAUGUGUUGGAAUAAAGCGCAUACUCCUUAAAUAUGUAAUAUAUAUGACGAUUUUGUGCUUUAUUGUAAUAAGUUAUGAUACAUUUUCGGACGGCCGGACGAAUUUGUUACGCACUCUCGCUCGCUCUCUCACUCACACUCCACUCCAGAAAGGUGAGGAUGUAACCUGAAUCAACGUCAGAAAUAAUAAUUUAUGUACAUUGUAACUGUCAAAGACUUUACCGCACGAGUUUUUUACUUCGACGAUUGAUUUUAAACAGGACGGAACUAUGUUCUUGUAGUAAGUGUGACAGAGAUGGAAUCUAUGUAUAAAUUUGAUAGCUGUCUUGUAAAUCAAGCUAUGUUUGACAGAGUACGUAUUGUUAAGUAGUGUUGCCAUAUCCCGAGUGAUAUAAUUAGAGACUGCUAUUAUAUUUUCCUUCUAUGAUUAAAAUAUUUUUUUUUCAUUAUAUAUUAUAUACCCUGUGAGGUGAAUGUGUGUCGGAAAGCAUAGUUUUGAUGUUGCAAUGCGUUAUGGAUUAUUUUGAAUAUAUAUAUUUAAUAUUCUAUGGUCUUAAAAAUAAAAUGUCAUUUACAAAUUUUCAAUUAUUAAUGUACAAUAAAAUUAUGAAUAUACAACGGAAUUAUUUAAUUUACAGUAGAACUGGGAAUUAAAAUGUAGCUUACUUCAUGUAAAAAUUGCAUUGAUUAAAAAAUGAAAUAAUCCUAAUACGAAUGAUUUACCUGAUAUGACUAAGAGUUUUCAACAAUAUUUUUGUAAUGCUUACAAAAUACAUUAUUUGUAUAGGGAGUAUAAGUUUCAUAAAAAGCUAAAUCAGAAAUUAAUGGUGCGUUGCAGCAGUCUCAAAAUAUGUUUAUUCAUACAUUGCUCGCCAUUAUUUUAUGUUGUAGAUAAAAUUUGCCAUAUUAAAGCCUUUAUUUUUAAUGUAUAGACGAAUUAAAUCAUUAUUCUUUUUAUAUGAUACUCAAUUUUAUGCAUAGUCGUGAAAUAUUUAGUUCUUUAUGGUAUUUUAUUUUAUUGUGUACUGUAGUUAAUGCCAUGUAUAACCACUAGUCAAGAUUUAUUAUUUUGAGUUAAUAUCGUAUGCGCGUUAUUGUGACAGAAAACUGUAAAUGAAAUCAUGCAAUAAAAAAAUAUUUACUUUAUCACAGUGUACACAAUUAAACUGCUGACUAAUUGUAAAACUACAAUUUUAAGUUUCCGACCGCAAUACCGCGCAUCGAUCUCAAUAAAAACCUAUUUUAUUGGUUGUAUAUUUAACACAUAUCUCGAGAUAUUUCAUCUUAGACUGAGUAAACAUAAAUACUAUUUAGUUCUUAUUGGAGUUAUUUUUAUUUAGAUAAAAUUUAUUAAACGUAAUUGAACGAAUUUUUUUAUAGUUAACAUGUCAUGCAUUCAUUGUAACUUCGAGUUUGAAGGUUUUACGAGUUAAUUUAAGCGUAACGCGCGGGGCGUGUGUCGUCGAUUUUCUAAACACGCAAGGCGUGUUUGGUAGUAGCUGGGGUGAACAAGGUCAAGGCUCAUGAUCAGGAUGUGAAGAUCUGCAUAUUCAAGCAAGAGUUUUGCUUGAAUAUGCAGUCUCGACCGAGUUAAACAAAUAAUCUGUGUUGUUCGUGGCAAUUUCGCGAAUUUAAUUUUUAUUGCUCUUCUACUGGGUAGUUGGCGGACAAUCAUUUAGUAACACAAGAAAAUAAAGACCAUGAUGAGCAGACUAAAACACGCUAAGUGUGUGAUAGAAAAAGUCGAAACACGCCUAGCGCGUAAAUUCAUAUUUGAAUUAUUUCUUUAAUUCUAUGGAUUCUGCAAUGAUGAAGUGAAGGAAAUCUUUGUAUAUUUGUUUGGUGUGUUUGGAUAAAAAUAUGAGCUAAUUUUUAUUAAUAAAAUUUGUCGGUAAUAAAAUAGAAGUGGUAAGAAUUAGCAAGGAUAGACUGACUCGUAUUUGGAUUAUGUAAAUAUAGUAAGAAAUAAAUAUGUUGAUAUUUGCAAUA